GUAGGUUGCGACAGAAGACAUCUGCCGAGGCAACUCAUAAUGGUGGCCGGACGAAGAAGAUUCCUGAGGCAAAGCAACAAGCAAAUAUAACCCAAUCAAAUUCAAUCUCGGCCUUGCAAAAACACACAUGGGUUUGGUGUAUGUUGUGAUGGAGAUGACAAGAUGCAUAAACAUCACAUUUCUGGUGAAGAAGCUAAGCCAUUUCAAGUUGAUGUUUUUGAUGUUACUCGCUCAUCUGGGUCUGCUCAAACCGCCGUCACCAUUACAAGAAGUUAAUUCUCAAGAAGAUCCCACUGCCACUGGUUAUGUUCUUGUUAUAGAUGGUCCAAAUCCUUCGAUUGUCACAGUCCCACUCCACAUACUAACAUCCUUGAUCAAGAAGAGCCUUCCAGUUGUACAAUAUAGCAGCUUUAUAGAAAGAUUUGGAGCUCAUAAUGAUGAUGAAGAUACCAAUUCCGUAUGUUCUGUUUGCUUAGAAUGUAUUGAGAGAAACGAAGAUAUCAGAGAGUUGCGCAACUGUUCGCAUCUUUUCCAUAGAAAGUGCUUGGAUUAUUGGGUUGAUGAAGGUCAAGUUACCUGCCCUCUCUGUAGAUCCUUGCUAUUUCCGGCUAAGGGAGAGAUGAUAUCUUAUUAAUUAAUGUCUUUUGAAGUACUCUAGUGUAAAUAUAUUUUGGUUUUUUGGGUUUUGGGUUAAUCCUAUUUAUUUAUUUUUGGCAUCUCUUAUUUCCUUUCUCUUUCUAUGUUUAUGAUUUCAUAAAUCUAGCUUCGGACACUGCAUUAAACUGGUCAGUGAACACUGACAGGGUGUUCAGAUAGACUUAAAGAACUCAACAGAACGAGGAAGCCGCCACACCUCUAAAAGAUACCAGAGCAACUUGUCAAGCC
Messenger RNA from Pistacia vera, 885 nucleotides. Its product is annotated as E3 ubiquitin-protein ligase RHA2B-like. The transcript has a single exon. Gene Ontology annotation, molecular function: ubiquitin protein ligase activity. Gene Ontology annotation, biological process: protein ubiquitination. Bases 128 to 634 code for a protein of 168 amino acids. The record is from RefSeq and is a predicted model, not a curated record. Lineage: Eukaryota; Viridiplantae; Streptophyta; Magnoliopsida; Sapindales; Anacardiaceae.